Molecule: messenger RNA, 1970 nt
Organism: Moneuplotes crassus
Lineage: Eukaryota; Ciliophora; Spirotrichea; Euplotida; Euplotidae
Source: the annotation of a GenBank genome assembly
UAAAUUUUUUCUAACAAGAGCUGCUUGUAUAAUUUAGUAUGUCAUCUACUAAGCCAAAACCAAAGGGGAAGCCUCCAAAGAGCAAGAAGCCUAAGCAGAAUGAACCAAAGAAGCCUGGAACAGCAAGGGAUAGUAAACCAAACAGAAAGGGUAAAAACCAGAGACAAAGACAGCAUCUCAAAAAGCAACCAAAGGGAAAGAGUGAGUCUAUGAUGGCCUACAAACCUCAGCUACCUCUGAAGAUUGACCCUUCCUUGAAGAAGCUACGUAAAGUUCCAGAGAAUUUUGUAGAAAAUAAGAAGAACCUUCUUUCUAAAUUCAAAAUGGUAACUCCUGGCGAAAAGGCUUGGACACAGUCUAAAGGAGAAGGAACUGAUUAUGAAGAAUUUCUUGAAUCACCUCUCCAUGCUUUCUCUGUCCAAAUCCCCUUGAACUUAGUAAUGAAGGAGAACAAGUUGGUCUAUAAGCCUAAAGUGAUGGAGUGGGAUACCUACUUUGAAGCAGUCUUAAGAAACACCAAGAGUGGGUUCGUCUCAAAAUAUAAUAGAAAUAAUCAGAAAUUUGCCAGACCUCCCUCAGCAUCAAAACCAAUAGCUAAUGAGAUAUAUAACGACUCUAAAAUUGAAUGGGAUGAAGGUGAUGAAAAGGAAGAAGAAAAGGCAUCUUCGAAGAAAUAUAAAAUACAAUUCAAAGAAAUCUCUGAUGUUGAAAAGAAGGAAAUAAUGAAGAAGAUCUCCAGCAAAGAUAUACCUCUCCCACUACCAGCAAAGGAGCCAGUUGAACUUACUGAAGACUUGAGAGAAAAUGAUCAGUUCUAUGGAGUAGAGCAAGAAAAUAUGCUUGACUUAUGACCAGAGAACAAAGAUACUCUCCUUGACACUCCUAAGAAGGAGCUCGAGAUAGAUAAUACCAAAAUUCUAAAGGUUGAGGAUAUUGAAUCUGCUAUGAUAAAACCAAAGGAACAACAAUCAAAGGAAGAACAUCCUAAAAUUAUCACAGUUGAAGAAAUAGAGAAAAAGCAGAUUCAGGAGGCUAAGCAACAAUCGAGCAGUCAAGGAUCUCAAGAAGAAAUUGUUGAAGAAGAGAGUCAGGAGAAAGAAGAUUCUGAAGAGAUUGGGGAGGGAGAAGAAGAGGAAGAGACCUAUGAUCCUUCUACGAUGCAGGAGCAUAUCUCUCAUCUCUCUUCUACCUCAAUACAGAACCCUUAUGCUUCGAUGAAUGAUCCAAACCAGACUUCUCAGAUGCACCAAUAUUUUCAGGCUCAGACUGAGAUGCAGACCCAACAAAUGAUCGAACAGCUGAAUCAAGAGCAUAUCAAAAACACGUUGCUACAAAAUCCGAAUACAAUGAUGCAGUACCAACAAGAAAUGAUGUACAAUGGAAUGAACCAUAAUUACGGCAAUGAUGAAGAGGACAAUCCUUUUGCCCCAAUUUUGAAAGAGAAUCCAACCUCCCAAUGGCUUUAUAAAGAUCCUCAAGGACUUAUCAGAGGACCUUUCUCCUGCUUUGAUAUGUGCACAUGGUACAAUGAAGGAUACUUCAAAGAAGAUCUUGAACUUUCCCUUGACGGGAACAAUUUCUUCAGGCUUUGUGAUCUUAGAGUAGUUGGACAGAGAAAAAUGGAAGAAAGCAUAAAUUAUGGUGAAGAUUACUCUCAAUAUUACCAAGCUCCUUCAGGCUAUGGGUAUGAAGGUAGCAAGCAAGCUUCUUACAUGCCCCAGUCUCAAUAUGAUGGAUAUUCGGCUCAGAAUAUUCCAAUGGACCAGUAUUAUUCUGGACAUUCGCCUCAAAUGGCUUUCCCUACUUUUGGCCAACCUAUGGCCUAUCAACCCAGCCCUAAUUACGGGCAGGACUACACUCAUGGGUAUUAUUCACCCAUAAACUCUCUUGGGGAAGGGAAUAUGCAGCUCCCUCCUUUCUCUAAAGAGAAUUAGUACUUUAUAACUUUCAACUCUAAAUUAAGCAGAAGG